UUUCUGUCAGUAUCUUGUAUUUUAAUUGGUCAACAAGUAUUUUUUUAUUGCCCAAUCACUGCGCACUUCAUUGGGUCAUAGUACGCACUUGUUUCCUCUCAGCGGGACCCUGAAGGAAGACCCGACGGGAACCAUGGGGGUUCUAUCCACACUCAUGAGGGGCCUGGUUCGAGGUGCGGACAGGAUGUCUGAAUUCACCAGUAAGCGCGGCCCCAGGUCCCUCAACAAAGGCCGCAGCUCCCGCCCCGCAGGGGUGAAGCUCCCCAGCAGGAAGUUUCUGUCGGUCCGGGCCAUGAUUCCCGAGUUCGUGGUUCCUCAUCUGGAGGGAUUCAAGCUAAAACCCUACGUCUCGUACCGGUCACCACUCGGUACGGAACCUCCGCUGACAGCACAGAGUUUAUUCGAUCAGGUCGUAGCCCCACAGAUCACCAGAGACUUUAGGAAUGGCACAUUCAACAAGGAUAACCUGGAGAAAUAUGGAUUUGAACCCACACAGGAAGGGAAGCUGUUUAAGCUGUAUCCUAAGAACUAUGUGCGUUAAUAAGUGGAUGGGAGACCAUCAGAGUCAUCAUCACAGAUGGGACUGCAAACUUGUCAUUAAGUGUUCAAUCUGGAAAUAAAAUCCGAGUUGCUCUACACAUGAUUUA
Poecilia latipinna (sailfin molly) is the source of this 647-nucleotide messenger RNA. It is a transcript of the gene mrpl41, whose product is annotated as mitochondrial ribosomal protein L41. NCBI's taxonomy places the organism in Eukaryota, Metazoa, Chordata, Actinopteri, Cyprinodontiformes, Poeciliidae. Gene Ontology annotation, biological process: translation. Gene Ontology annotation, cellular component: mitochondrial large ribosomal subunit. The transcript is spliced from 2 exons. Bases 134 to 541 code for a protein of 135 amino acids. Gene Ontology annotation, molecular function: structural constituent of ribosome. The record is from RefSeq and is a predicted model, not a curated record.